Molecule: messenger RNA, 444 nt
Organism: Mesorhabditis spiculigera
Lineage: Eukaryota; Metazoa; Nematoda; Chromadorea; Rhabditida; Rhabditidae
Source: the annotation of a GenBank genome assembly
AUGUCGACGAUUGUACCCGGCAGCCUACACCCGAGUAAUGGCCGCCAUGUAUUGGCGUGGAACCAACAAGGUGUACUCGCCUACGGAUGUCACAACUUGAUCUUUCUCGUCGACGCAUGCUCGCAGCGCCGGAUACAAGCCCUGGAAUUCCAUAAAACUGCUAUCAGCCAUAUUUCCUGGAGCCCGCCGGCGGCCCUCCUAUCUGAGGACCAGACGCUACGGAUUGCCUCGGCCGAUAUUUCAGGCCGACUAGUAGUCUCAGACCCAAAAAAUGGCACUACCCUUUCGACGUUUGGCUUGCCGAACACGAAUGUGAUUCACCUUGAAUGGUUCGUCUGGAAGGACUUGCAACGAGAUUUCUUGUUGGUCCUGCACUCGCCGUCCCUGCUUGUGCUCUGGAAUGCUGAUACCGGCGAGAAAGUGGGUGCUUUGAACCAUCAACUA